Messenger RNA from Closterium sp. NIES-65, 1242 nucleotides. Lineage: Eukaryota; Viridiplantae; Streptophyta; Zygnematophyceae; Desmidiales; Closteriaceae. The record is from the annotation of a GenBank genome assembly.
AUGCCCCGCUGCGGCCCUGUCAGCCCCGCUACGGCCCCACUUAGGCCCCACUACGGCCCCGUCGGCCCCACUCUGGCCCCACUUCGGCCCUGCUACGGCCCUGCUAAGGCCUCGCUACGGCCCCACUUCGGCCCAGUCGCCACCGCGGCCCCGCCAACCCUCGCGACCUCGCCACCACCUACGACCCCGCCGCCCUGCGCCCGCAGCGCCGAGCAGCCGAACCGCCGGCCAGCUGAGCCGCUCGACCGCCCGAGCCGCCCAGCAACCGAGCCGCCCGGCAGCCGAGCCGCCCAGCAGCCGAGCCGCCCAGCAGCCAAGGCGCCCAGCAGCCGAGCCGCCCUGCAGCAGAGCCGCCCGACACCCGAGCCGCUGAGCAGCCCGAUCGCCCCACCUACCUGGCAAGAGCACAGUCUCUGCCACUGCACUGCCCUGCCUACUGCUAUUAUGGCUUCCCCUAGCCUUCUCACCUUUGACGCUGAGGGUUGGGCAGUGGACUUUGAGGUCAAGGUAGAUGACCUGCAGCUUUUCCUGCAGUGCGAUAGGGGAGACGGCCUCUACCUGUUUGACCUCACUUCUGGUGCCUCCCCUGCCCCUGCUGCUGAUGCUGACGCCACUGUUCGCUCACAGUGGGCCACACGUGAUGCUGCUGCUCGCCUUGCUGUGCGCCGUCACUUGCCGACCACUGAGCGUGCACACAUUAGCCAGGACCACUUCCUCGCAGUUUGCCCCACCACUCUCACUGUUGACCUCCUCGAGAAGGCCCUCCUAGCGAUAGAGAAGAGCAUAGUCAAUGUAGGAGCCUCUCGUGGUGACCCUCACACCCCCGUCUUUGAGGGGUGUUCUCCCUCCCCCCUCUUGCCCUCUGUUGCCUCUACUACUGCGGCCGACCUCGUUGGUUUAGAGUCGGUCGGCGCUGCGUCUCCCACGAGCGGGAGACGCCGCACCGGCAAGGGCAAGGGGGGCAAGGGUGCUGGAGGGGGUGGAGGGGGCAGUGGAGGUGGUGGUGGAGGCGGUGGAGGGAGUGGGGGUGGUGGUGGGAGUGGUGCCGGGGGUGGCGACCGCAACGGCAGCAGUGGAGGCGGCGGAGGCGGUGGAGGUGGCGGAGGGAGCGGAGGCAGCAGAGAUCGUGGAGGAGGUGGAGGUGGAGGAGGCGGCCCAGGCGGAGGCGGCGGCGGAGGCGGCGGUGGUGGAGCAAGUCGCGACUCUGCGCCGAGGAGUGGCGCUGGUGGUGGUCAGCGCUAG